AGCCUGUCGAACCGUAUCAUUUACAGCCAUCUCCGACUUCAUCUCCAUCGCGUUUAAUCGAAUCAACGAAAACAACGUCCGCCCCAAUCACGUGUUCUAAUACUUGCAUCACUCUCACUUCGCCGGACCUCUACUGCAAACGCCUGUCUAUCGAUUCCACUGCCACUACUCUUGUACCCCAUGACGAUGACUCGGUUACUGAUGUCUUCUCGGACGAUGCCUCGGACGCCAACGACUGUAAAUCGUUUAGUGAUGAAAGCACCGUUCACGAGGACGAUUUUUCUGAAUCACAGCCUCGGAAGGAACAUGCACUAGAACCCACGUUUGACAUUCUAAUUGCAAAAAUGACAGCUCUCACUCUCGAUGACCCGCCUCAUACUUCCAAGCUCCGACCACUCAUUCUAGUCAACAACCGCCACAAUACAUCUACUACCAUUCCUUGUCCUCUGCUCCCUGAACCCGCCUACUCUAUGGACGCAGUGACCCGACGUAUGAAGCCGCUCUCUCUUUCCGAUAGUCCAUCUACCGAUCCUGGCGCUGCUCUUCCUGAACCCGGCUGCCCCAUCGAAGCGCUGACUCGAAAUAUGGAAACGCUCUCUAUCGGCGAUCGCCCUGCUUCCACCUUGAAGCUGAAGCCUCUGCUCCUGGUUACGAAGCGCGACACCAGACACUUCAAGCUGCCUCCUCUCGCAACCCCUCUGCUUCGACAGCCUAGAUCCCAAACAGCAACGCGGAGUCAGAUGUAUUGGCCUUUUUCACUGAACCCUACGAUCUGGGCUCACCCACAGCCCAAGUGAUUCAAGGCCGCCUUCGCGCUAACACACAGCUACGCACAGCAUAUGUCCGAUGUCAGGUCCCCUACGACCAAUCCGGACGACGGCCUCCUUCUGUCCCCUACGACCCGGAACUUCACCCCCCAAGAAGUCG
Messenger RNA from Suillus subalutaceus, 927 nucleotides. RefSeq lists its product as uncharacterized. The transcript has 2 exons. Bases 345 to 797 code for a protein of 150 amino acids. Lineage: Eukaryota; Fungi; Basidiomycota; Agaricomycetes; Boletales; Suillaceae. The record is from RefSeq and is a predicted model, not a curated record.